AUAAAACAGAACCCACAUUUAUACCAGACUCUCUUGACUUCUGUCUCUAUCCGCCUCCUUCAUCUCCUCUGGUCUUCUUCCAAGUGGAAAGCCUCUAACUUUCCCCUUUUCUCUCUACCUUCAUCUGCUGUAUGUGCCUUCUUGCAAUAUCUUUGCUUGUAGUUCCAUUUUUGUCACCUCUCUCCUCUCACUGCACGCACUCGCUCCCUCGCUGAAAAACCCUAACUUUAGGGUCAUUGCUUACUCAUCUCCUGUGUAAUGGAUCGUCUCACCAGCCUACCAGACGAGCUUCUUUGUCAUAUCCUGUCCUUCCUUCCGACAAAGUCUGCUGUCGUGACUUCAGCUCUCUCAAAGAGAUGGCUCAAUCUCUGGAAACUCAAUCCCAAUCUCGACAUUGAUGACUCUGUCUUCAUUCACGCCGAAGACGGUAAAGCGAAAAGGGAAGAUAUCCGACAGAGCUUCGUCGGCUUCGUAGACAGAGUACUCGCUAUGCAGGGUGAUUCUCCUAUCACCAGCUUCUCCCUGAAGUGCAUCACUGGCAUCCAUCCAGAUACCGUUAACCGUUGGAUCUGCAACGUGCUCAAGCGUGGCGUCUCUGACCUUAGCCUCUUCACUGAUUUUACUUGCGAGGAUACCGAAGAUGACAGUUACCAACUGCCUAGAGAGUUGUUCUUUAGUAGUACACUCGUUAAGCUGAAACUAAGAAGUGAGCACUGUGUUGAUUGGUGGUGGCAUGCAAAGUCUUCUUCCUUACCGAUGCUCAAGAGUCUUGACAUGGACUCUGACUUGAUUUUCUGCGGUGAGAUUGAGGAGUUUAUUCCUUCGUUCCCUGCGCUUGAAGAGCUACGGAUGGCUAGCAUGGAGUGGCUAGAGCCGUAUGUGACUGUGUCGAGUGCAACACUGAGAAAGCUAACUCUCCACGGCACCGGCUGUGAGGAGUAUGUGAAUCCAACGAGCGUCUCUUUUGAUACUCCGAACCUGCUUGUCUUAAGCUACUUUGACUUGGUUGCGGAAGACUAUCCUUUAGUCAAUAUGAACAAGUUGGUCCAUGCGGUAAUCAAUCUUAUAGUGACUGAUAAACAGGUUAAGCGACUAAGAGAGCUAAACAAUGAGGAGGAUGAUGAUGAUGAUGUUGUUCUCCACUUCGGCAAUGUGGUGAAGCUCAUGAAUGGGAUACAAAAUGUUCAGAUACUUUCCUUCACUGCUGAUACUCUCGAGGUGCUUUCUCAAUGCUGUGAUACAUUGCCAGUGUUCAACAACCUCAAGUUCUUAGGUAUCACAAGUGAAGAGGGUCGAGGAUGGCAAGCAAUGCCAGCUCUUCUAAAGAACUGUCCACGUUUAGAAACUAUAAUCCUUCGGGGUUUAUCACACUAUGUAACAGACAAAUGUGGAGAUGCUUGCCCCUGCAUUUCGCGGGAAGACAAAGGUAGUUCACUCAGGUCUUGUCCAGUGAAUAGGAUUGAGAUUCAAGGCUUUCUAGCAACGAUGAAGGAGAUGACCUUGAUAAAGCAUUUCCUGGACUAUUUUCCAAGUUUGAAGAGGCUUGAUGCUGUCGUUGAAGAUAAUGAACCUACACAGCUCCGAAACCCUGAAUUGUCUAAAUGUGUCACGGAGAUGUUUGGUCUCUACAACAAGCUGCACCCGAGUUGCAGUGUCGAGCUCAUGGUGAGUCCUUUCUUGCAAAAGAAGUGGCGUGAACAAGGACAUAUCUGAAAAGAACAAAACAUUUUCUUGCUUCUUAGUUUUGUCUUAUUUGACUUGGCAAUGUUUUUAGUUGGCUUGUAAACCCUCGCAAACUAAACCAAUCGACAAACCUAAAUCUGUUUCCAUUGUUUAUCUUUUAACUUUUUUUUUUUAAUUAA
Molecule: messenger RNA, 1862 nt
Organism: Brassica napus (rape)
Lineage: Eukaryota; Viridiplantae; Streptophyta; Magnoliopsida; Brassicales; Brassicaceae
Product: F-box/LRR-repeat protein At3g58930
Exons: 4
Coding region: 259-1713 (484 amino acids)
Molecular function (GO): protein binding
Source: RefSeq, a predicted model, not a curated record